CUUCUCAGUUUUAGUCCUUUGCCCACAAGUGGGAUUUAUCUUUAUCGCCGGCAUUUCGGGGCAGAAACGGCUCUUUUGGGGGUCAGCGGAGGGACCACAGGAAUUAAUUAAUUAGAGCUGCGCUCGUUAUCUCGGGCGCUUUGGAUUGAGUUCGGUCCCGUACGAGCCGCAGCGAAUGCAUCCGUGGAUUGACCGGAUUUACCGAUGGGGUUAAACGAACCUCCGGCUUCGUUAACGCUGGAUCCAACUUGAUGGUCCUGAUGCUUCGUUAGAUGAUGGAUUUAAAUCCACUCUCCCGAGGGAGACGAUUCCGGCAGCGAAAAUGGAGCCGUGGGUUGCACGGUGGACAUCUGCUCCACCAUGGAUCUCCAUGGGGACAUGUGCUCCGUCAUGGACUUCAUGGGUGCAGGGACAUGUGCUCCGUCAUGGACCUUCAUGGGUGCAGGGACAUGUGCUCCAUCAUGGACUUCAUGGGUGCAGGGACAUGUGCUCCAUCGUGGACCUUCAUGGGUGCAGGGACAUGUGCUCCAUCGUGGACCUUCAUGGGUGCAGGGACAUGUGCUCCAUCAUGGACCUUCAUGGGUGCAGGGACAUGUGCUCCAUCAUGGACCUUCAUGGGUGCAGGGACAUGUGCUCCAUCGUGGACCUUCAUGGGUGCAGGGACAUGUGCUCCGUCAUGGACCUUCAUGGGUGCAGGGACAUGUGCUCCAUCAUGGACCUUCAUGGGUGCAGGGACAUGUGCUCCAUCAUGGACCUUCAUGGGUGCAGGGACAUGUGCUCCAUCAUGGACCUUCAUGGGUGCAGGGACAUGUGCUCCAUCAUGGACCUUCAUGGGUGCAGGGACAUGUGCUCCGUCAUGGACCUUCAUGGGUGCAGGGACAUGUGCUCCAUCAUGGACCUUCAUGGGUGCAGGGACAUGUGCUCCAUCAUGGACCUUCAUGGGUGCAGGGACAUGUGCUCCACCAUGGGCUGCAGGGUGGGCAUCUGCUCCAUUGUGGACCUCCAUGGGCUUUCAGGAUGGACACCUUCUCCACCGUGGAUCUCCAUGGGCUACAGGAACAUCUCUUCCACUGUGGUCUUCACCACAGGCUGCAGAGUGGAUGUUUGUUCCACUAUGGACCUCUGUGGGCUUCAGGAUGGGUGUGAUCUUCACCAUGGGCUUCAGGGUGGACGUCUCCACCAUGGAUCUCCAUGGGGUGAAAGGGCUUUUACUCCACCAUGGUGUUCACCAUGGGCUUCAGGGUGGACGUCUCCACCAUGGGUCUCCAUGGGGUGAAAGGAUGUUCCACCGUGUUCUUCACCGUGAGCUGCAGAGUGGAUGCUUGGUCCACCAUGAACCUCCAUGGGCUUUGGGCUUCAGGAUGGAUGUGAUCUUCACCAUGGGCUUCAGGGUGGACAUCUUCUCCACCAUGGAUCUCCAUGGGCUGCAGGGACAUCUCUUCCAUCACGUUCUUCACCAUGGGCUGCAGUGUGGAUGUUUGCUCCACUAUGGACCUCCAUGGGCUUCAGGGUGGACAUCUUCUCCACCAUGGAUCUCCAUGGGCUGCAGGGACAUCUCUUCCACCACGUUCUUCACCAUGGGCUGCAGUGUGGAUGUUUGCUCCACUAUGGACCUCCAUGGGCUUCAGGGUGGACGUUGGCUCCACCAUGAUCUUCACCAUGGGCUUCAGGGUGGACGUCUCCACCAUGGAUCUCCAUGGGCUGCAGGGACAUCUCUUCCACCACGUUCUUCACCAUGGGCUGCAGUGUGGAUGUUUGCUCCACUAUGGACCUCCAUGGGCUUCAGGAUGGACGUCUGCUCCACCAUGGGUCUCCAUGGGGUGAAAGGAUGUUCCACCGUGUUCUUCACCGUGAGCUGCAGAGUGGAUGAUUGGUCCACCAUGAACCUCCAUGGGCUUCAGGAUGGAUGUGAUCUUCACCAUGGAUCUCCAUGGGGUGAAAGGACAUCUGCUCCACCAUGGAUCUCCAUGGGCUGCAGGGACAUCUUUUCCACCACGUUCUUCACCAUGGGCUGCAGUGUGGAUGUUUGCUCCACUAUGGACCUCCAUGGGCUUCAGGGUGGAUGUCGGCUCCACCAUGGUCUUCAGGGUGGACGUCUCCACCAUUGAUCUCCAUGGGCUGCAGGGACAUCUCUUCCACCACGUUCUUCACCAUGGGCUGCAGAGUGGAUGUUCGCUUCACCAUGGAUCUCCAUGGGGUGAAAGGGCGUCUGCUCCACCAUGGUCUUCACCGCGGGCUUCAAGGUGGACAUCUUCUCCACCGUGGGUCUCCAUGGGCUGCAGAACAUCUGCUCCGUGGGUUCCAGGGUGACCAACCUGCUCCACCGCGACCCUCUGGGUUUGGAUGAUGCCGGAGGGUGUUGGUGGGACCUCAAAUUCACAUCCCUCAUCGCUUGUACUGGGGACACCUCUUGAUCCCGCUGGAUGGCAAUUCAACGCUUAAGCCUGGCUCAACCCUUAAGCCUGGCUCAGCCCUUAAGCCUGGCUCAGCCCUUAAGCCUGGCUCAACCCUUAAGCCUGGCUCAGCCCUUAAGCCUGGCUCAACCCUUAAGCCUGGCUCAGCCCUUAAGCCUGGCUCAGCCCUUAAGCCUGGCUCAGCCCUUAAGCCUGGCUCAACCCUUAAGCCUGGCUUAACAUUCCAUCGUUGGCUGAAAUCACCUUUUCUGAACGGGGUGAAGGAGCCGCGGGUUUGCGGCGCUUUCACCUCCGUGGGGUGUCGGACUGUUCCGGUAAGAACGUACUGUUGUGGACGGACCUUGAGCUCCGGCCUCGAGUUCCGCGCGCGGAACGGGGCGUUUCUUGCCGAAAUUGGGGCUCAGCGGCACCCCCAUCGAGGGCCAUGUGGGCUGAGGUUUCAUUGAGAUGUUCUGGAUGGGUGGGGUUUGCCCCCUCCCCAUUUUUGGCCCCACCCCCCCCCCGUUUUGGCCCCGCCCCCUCCCCUUUCUGCCCUCCCCCCCUGUUUUUUGCCCCCCCCUUUAUGCCCCCUCCCCUCCUUUUUGCCCCCCUUAUGACCCCACCCCCCCUUUUUGCCCCCCCCUUUAUUGUGUGUGUCCCCCCCCUUUUAUUGU
Messenger RNA from Columba livia (rock pigeon), 3067 nucleotides. RefSeq lists its product as uncharacterized. The transcript has 2 exons. The record is from RefSeq and is a predicted model, not a curated record. The coding region runs from base 273 to 2108 and encodes 611 amino acids. NCBI's taxonomy places the organism in Eukaryota, Metazoa, Chordata, Aves, Columbiformes, Columbidae.